Messenger RNA from Temnothorax curvispinosus, 3519 nucleotides. RefSeq names its product replication factor C subunit 1 (gene Gnf1). Gene Ontology annotation, biological process: DNA repair; DNA replication. The coding region runs from base 215 to 3220 and encodes 1001 amino acids. NCBI's taxonomy places the organism in Eukaryota, Metazoa, Arthropoda, Insecta, Hymenoptera, Formicidae. The record is from RefSeq and is a predicted model, not a curated record. The transcript has 16 exons. Gene Ontology annotation, cellular component: nucleus; DNA replication factor C complex. Gene Ontology annotation, molecular function: ATP hydrolysis activity; DNA clamp loader activity; ATP binding.
CGUGCGACAAAUGAAAGUUGCAUGCUCGCGCUUGCGUGUUGCGUGCAUCGCGCUGAACGCGCGAGUAUUGCGCGUCUCGCAGUGUCUCGGAGGAAAAUCGUUUGUUGUUGCCGCACGAAAACAUAAACGCCGGCCGAUUAUGCCGGCGUGACAGGUGCGACUGGUGCGAACGGGAUACGGAUACAGGAUACACGCCGCUGAAUAUACCGCGAAGAUGCCGCGGGACAUCAGAUCCUACUUUGCGCGGGUCGGGAGUUCCCAGAAAAACAGCGAGCCGGUCGUCUCGAAGCCUCAGAAGCGGCGCGUCAUUUCAUCAGACGAGGAUGAAGAACCAAAGUCAUCUGCAAAGCGCACUAAGGUUGUACGAAAAACAAAGAAAGUUUCCGUUCUGUCUGACUCUGAGGAUGACACCACGAUCGUGAAAAUCGUUACGAAAAAUUCUCAAUCCAAGAGCAAGAAAAAUGAGAGUCAGAAGCCAUGCACAGAGGUAUCUCUCAGUGAAGUAUUCGGCAAGAAGCCGAUAACAAGAGUAGAAGAAACAAAAGUUAGCCGAAAAUUGCAAAAAGUGGAAUCCGAGUUUCAUGAUGACGAAGAUUUUGAAGCUGUGCUUAAACAAUUGGACACGGCCGAAGAUAUUGUGAUGCACGAUAAAAAGAAAGAUAAAAACAGUGCUAAAAAUGCAGAUACCCCUAAGAAAUCUGAAGUUGCAGUAAUUAAAAUAGAUGUGAACUCCAAAAAGAGCAGUAAAUAUGAUAUCUGUUUGAAAGAAUUUAAUAAUAAAACAAGUAAACUAAAAUCAGAGGAGGUGAAAAUGUCUCCCGGUAAAAGUAAUGAACAUUCAAAAGUUGUUACAUGUUCUCCCCCAAGACAAAAAGAGAAGAAACGCAAUAUUAACGGAAACUUGAAUAUAAGCGAUAAAAAAUUGAAUAAUUCAACAUCUACCUCUGUAUCGGAAGAAGACCAAGAUACAGGAAAGUCACAAAGUAGGAAGAAACCCAAAAUGGAUUUAUUUGACGAAAGGGUAGAAAAGAAGAAACAGCGUGCUAUAAUGUACGAAAAAUAUCUUCAGAGAGGCGGCGCCAGAAAUCCCGGUUCAAAAGAGAUCCCUACAGGUGCCGAGAAUUGCUUAGCCGGAGUAAGUUUCGUGAUUACUGGUGUUUUGGAUUCAUUAGAAAGGAAUGAAACUGAGGAUUUAAUACGGAAGUAUGGUGGUCGGACCGUAAACACUGUAUCGAGUAAAGUGACAUAUAUUAUAGUGGGAGAUGAGGCUGGCCCAACCAAAUUGACGAAGGCCAAUAGUUUAGGCAUCAAACAAAUAUCUGAGGAUGAUCUUUUAGAAAUGAUUCGCACGAGACCGGAAGGUAAAGCUAAAGUUAUCAAACCUACAAAGGCGAAGUUAAACAUGAAAAAAAUACCGAAUAAAUCUGAGAAAGAUAAAUCGCCAUCACCGAGUAAAAUAAUAGCAUUAGAUUCACCUAAAAAGAUAAAAACGCCGCCAUUAGAUUCACUUGAAAAGAUAAAAACGUCACCGGUAUCAAAUCAAGAGGUAACUACAAGUGUUGGGUCAGAACUGUUGGUUGAAAAGUAUAAACCCAAAACUUUGAAGCAGAUCAUAGGUCAGCAGGGAGAUAAGAGCUGUGCACACAACUUAUACGUAUGGUUACGUGAUUGGCAUAAAAAUCGUCAAGAUCCCAAAUACAAAGACGGCACUGGUAAGCAAACUCAUGGACAAAGUUUCAAAGCUGCCUUGCUGUCCGGUCCACCAGGCGUUGGUAAAACAACAACUGUGCAAAUUGUUUGUAAAGAAUUGGGAUACGAUCUCGUGGAAUUCAAUGCUUCUGAUACGAGAAACAAGACACUUCUGAAAGAAGCAGUCUCAGGAUUGUUAUCUAAUACCACGAUGAAAGAUUACGUCAUAGGCACCAAGCAAAAAAUCACAAACAAACACGUACUGUUGAUGGACGAGGUCGACGGCAUGGCUGGCAACGAAGAUCGUGGUGGCUUACAAGAAUUAGUUAGUUUAAUCAAAUGCACGGAAGUGCCAAUUAUUUGUAUAUGUAAUGAUCGAUUUAAUACGAAGGUGAAAACCAUUUCUACGCACAGCUACGAACUGAAAUAUCAGAAGCUCAGAGUAGAACAGAUCAGGAGUUCUAUGAAGUCCCUGUGUUUUAAAGAGAACAUCAAGAUUUCGACGGAGGAUCUCGAUCGUUUAAUUGAGUCGACAAAUUAUGACAUUCGACAAGUAAUAAAUCAUUUGGAAUUUCUUGGCAGUCAAAUGUCUCACGUGGAGAAGACUGACAAGAAACAUUCGAAUAAAAACGUCAAGCUCGGUAUAUUCGACGUCACAAAAAUAGCAUUCAAUGCAGAACAGCAAAAAAGUAUGAGUUUGAACGAUAAGAUCGGCUUAUAUUUCCACGAUUACAAUGGUGCAGCCCUUUUUAUACAAGAAAAUUAUUCGGGAGUCAGAAUAUGUCAAGCGUCACCUCGUCAGAGGCUAGAAAGAAUCGCCCAUGCGGCUGAUAGUAUAUCUCAGGGAGACCUCGUCGAUAAAGUGAUAAGAGGCAAUAUGAUGUGGAGUCUACUUCCGAUGCAUGCUUGUUUCUCGUUUGUUAUACCGGCUAAUGAAAUGUCAGGAAACCUUGAUGGGUUGAUACGAUUCCCGAGCUGGUUCGGACGAAAUUCGAAGGCAACGAGAUUUAACCGAUUAAUGCAAGAAUUGACAACGCAUACGCGAUUAGCCACAGGUGCAAAUAAGGAUGCCCUGAAUAUGGAUUAUUUAGCUCAUCUUCGAAACGCUAUUGUAAAACCUCUGAUAGAAAACGGUGUGGAUGGCAUAGAAGCAGCGAUAAAUGUUAUGGGAAAGUAUCAUUUAACCAGGGAAGACUUGGAUUCAGUAAUAGAAAUCUCUGCUUGGCCAGGACUUCGCGAUCCUACGACUAAUCUUGAUAGUAAAGUAAAAGCAGCAUUUACACGAGCGUAUCAAAAGAAUCCUCCUAUGCUGCCAUACGCAAUUAACAGCACUGCUACAGCGAAGAAGAGAUCUACGCAAGAUUCAAACGAUUUCAUGGAAGAAGAAGAUGAUGAUGAAGAAACUGACGAUGUUGAUUCUGAUAAGAUGAUCAAGGCAAAAAAACCUAGUACUAGUAAAGCUGCUACAUCGACGAAAAAAGGCGGCGAACCAGCUAAGAAACGCGGAAGGGGACGUGGUAAAGCCAAAUAAGAGACAAUAUUAAAAGAUGGAAUGUACAUUUUAUUUAGAAAAACUUCAAACAAAAUUAAUCAGUCACGUCAACACUUGUUCACUGCUCGAAUUGAUCGGAGCAGAUUUGUAUAAUCGUGAAAUGAUUUGUUCUUUGUUAGAUCGAAAAUUGUGGCUCAAAACGGAAUGCUUGGCGUAGUGUGUCAUAUAUUUUAUAUUUUCAUUAGUGAGGAAUUUGUUAUUCCGAAAGUUCAUUGAUAGCUCUAAUUCACAAGCUCUGCUCUCGUCUGUACACAGUCUAAAGCGAAAAAAUAUAAUUA